Coregonus clupeaformis (lake whitefish) is the source of this 1406-nucleotide messenger RNA. Its product is annotated as olfactory receptor 1052-like. Gene Ontology annotation, molecular function: olfactory receptor activity; G protein-coupled receptor activity. NCBI's taxonomy places the organism in Eukaryota, Metazoa, Chordata, Actinopteri, Salmoniformes, Salmonidae. Gene Ontology annotation, biological process: G protein-coupled receptor signaling pathway. Gene Ontology annotation, cellular component: membrane. The record is from RefSeq and is a predicted model, not a curated record. Bases 1 to 972 code for a protein of 323 amino acids. The transcript is spliced from 3 exons.
AUGAACAGCACCCAGCCCAGCCCUGUCGCCUUCUUCAUCAUCCAGGGCCUGGCCAGUCUGGCUGAGAAGAAGAUGGUCCUGUUUAUCAUCUUCCUGCUGGCCUACACCAUCAUCCUAGGAGGAAACAUCAUGAUCAUCUACCUGGUGCGGACCGACCCGAAGCUGGGCUCCCCCAUGUACUUCUUCCUCCACAACCUAUCCUUCGUGGAUAUGGUCUACACCACGGUCACCAUCCCCAACAUGUUGUCAGGCUUCCUGACUGAGGUCAAGACUGUGUCCGUCCCCGGCUGCUUCUUCCAGAUGUACUGCUUCAUCCACAUGGCUGUCACCGGCCGCGCCCUGCUGACCGUCAUGGCCUACGACCGCUAUGUGGCCAUAUGUAAUCCUCUCCGCUAUGCCGCUGUGAUGACCCGCCCCGUCUGCCUGCUCCUCAUCAUUGGGGCGUGGACCUUCGGCGCCAUCUGCACCUUCCCGUCCACUACCAUGGCAAUGCAGCGUUCAUACUGCGGACCCAACGUGGUGCGCCACUGCUGGUGCGACCCGUCCUCAGUGAGGCUGCUGGUGUGUGGGGACACUCAGGUGGACAGUAUCGUGUCACUGUCCAUUGCCCUCGUAGCGCUGCUCACCACGGGUGUGCUCAUCCUCACUUCCUACAUCCUCAUCGGUGUGACGAUAGCUAAAAUGAGCGCCGCCCAGCGACUGAAGGCGUUCACCACCUGUGCCGCCCACCUGACGGUUGUGUCCAUUUCUUACAGCUCUGCCUCAUUCGUCUACAUCUCCUACCGUGUGGGAAACUUCUCUCCAGAGGUGCGUAUCAUUGUGUCGGUGUUGUACUCGGCUCUGACUCCUUUCCUGAACCCAAUGAUCUACAGCCUGAGGAACAAGGAGCUGAGAGAGGCCAUCAAGAGGGUCUUCUGCCGACAUAGAGCCGUCUCACCGCAGGGCCGCAAAACACUCAACACACUGUCCUGACCGCAAAACAUUCAAUACAAUCUCCUUUAAAAUAGUUUAGUAUGGGCUAAAAAGUGUGAUAAUUUUCAGAGAUUCCAAAAUGAUGCCAAGUCACUGUUUCCAAUUAUUGUUUGCUGUUCAGAAGGCAGAACAGCUUAAUGUUUACUUAUCAUGCUCUUAGAAACUAAACCCAACAACAUUCUUGUUUACCAUUUGGUUGAUGGUGUAGUUGCACAACUGUAUACAUCUGAUUUAAUAGUUUUAAGUUUAUUGAUAAGAACCACAAAAAUGAAAAGAACAACAAAAGUCCUGUUCAAUCGCAUUGUACAAACUACCAGAUACAGUACUAAAUGGUAUGUAAUUAUACUUGUUUUUAAUCAAUCACAAAGAAAGAGGAGUAAUUGUUAGGUGAUUAUUGUAUAAUUACAAUCUCGCAAUAUUAUUUCUUUAUAUCA